Chiloscyllium plagiosum (whitespotted bambooshark) is the source of this 3464-nucleotide messenger RNA. It is a transcript of the gene spon2b, whose product is annotated as spondin 2b, extracellular matrix protein. The record is from RefSeq and is a predicted model, not a curated record. Gene Ontology annotation, cellular component: extracellular matrix. Lineage: Eukaryota; Metazoa; Chordata; Chondrichthyes; Orectolobiformes; Hemiscylliidae. Gene Ontology annotation, biological process: cell adhesion.
AUCUUUAAAUGAAUAUUAUAGCGUGCCCACCCUUAAAUGUGAGGUCGAAAGGUUACAAUAAUCGUUUGACUAGUAAGGACGGAGUGGGAGCAUAAAUAGCCAGUCUGUUCCCGCCGCUUUCUGCAGAGGUCCCGGUCUCAACACCUGGCAAAAGAGCGACAACACACCGAUUUCAUCAACAGCUCAACUUGCAUGCUUUUUUUUUGAUACAAAAAAGAACAGAAACCACCCGCUCGCGGCAAUCUGAUGGCGAUGUGUGAAUUGUGGAGAGUUUGGGGGAUGCUACUUGUGACGGCGCUGGGCUGCGGGCGAUGCCGGCCCGUGGAAGGGGAAGCUCCGUGUGCGGCCAGUGACCGGGCCAAGUACAGUCUCAUCUUCACGGGCAAGUGGAGCCGCACUGCCUUCCCCAAGCAGUACCCGCUGUACCGGCCCCCGGCGCAGUGGUCCCCGAUGAUGGUGGUCACCCACAGCAGUGACUAUCACAUGUGGCGAGUGGGUGAAUAUGCCAGCAAUGGAGUACGGGAAUUUGCAGAGAAAAGUGAGGCAUGGUCUUUGAUGCGAGAAGUGGAAGCAUCGGGAGAAAAAAUCCAGAGUGUCUAUGGGGUUUUCUCAGCACCAGCUAUCCCAAAUGGUGUGGAACAGACUUCCACUGAAUUUGAAGUGCAUGCUAGACAUUCUUUUAUGUCUUUUAUGGUUCGUAUUGUACCAAGUCCAGAUUGGUUUGUAGGAGGUGACAGUAUUAAUCUGUGUGAAGGAGACAACUGGAAAGAGCAAAUGUCUAUAGACCUGUAUCCCUACGAUGCUGGGACAGACAGCGGUUUCACCUUUUCUUCACCAAAUUUUGCUACCAUUCCCCAGGAGACCAUCACUGAGAUAACGUCGAGCUCACCAAGCCACCCUGCAAACUCAUUCUUCUAUCCCAGACUGAAGCAGCUCCCUCCAAUCGCCAGAGUGAUGCUGACAAAGCUGAAGGACAACCGAUUAAUUGGAAUUAUUCCAGCUCAGUCCAACCUCAUUCCCAUGGGCAAUGAGAUAGAUGACAUUGUGUCAGAGACUCCAUUGGACUGCGAGGUUUCCACCUGGUCUUCCUGGGGCCUGUGCAUGGGGAAAUGCACAGAGAAGGGUGUGAAGCGCCGCACUCGCUACAUCCGACUGAAACCAGCCAAUAGCGGUACUCCAUGUCCAGAGCUACAGGAGGAGGAGCAAUGUGUGCUGCACAACUGUGUCUAAAAGUGACACUUGAUGAUAGAUCACAUUGUCACCUUUUGGAGAUGAGAAGGGCUGGACCUCACCAAAGAUGGGUCCCUAUGCAAUAUUAAUUAAUUCAACUAAUUGUUAUUGAUUCAGGGUUAAAAUGACAGCUAAGCUGACAGUCAUUCUAUGUAAAUGCUAAUGCUUUUCCUAUCAGUUUGAUGUCUACUAAUUGGAGAGUUUAGUUUUUUCUUUUCUCAUUUGCCAUCACUAUCUUAGUGUACAGCAAAUACUGUAAGCAAUGAUGAUUCAAAACCAUCCUCAGCAGUAAACUAAUCUCUCGAGUAAAUUCUCAGAUUAGACUGCAGUUUGGAAAUCAUCCCUAGAAUCGCACGUUAUUUAUACUGUGUAAAUUUCAAGUUAACACCAGCUUUUGAAUUCUUCUGUUUUUGUUGUUGGCAUAAAUGAUAAUCUGUGAAUGCCUUCCGGGUUCUUGAUCUGUGAUGGUAUUUAUGUCAGAAGAUUAAAAGUGGUUAGCAAUGACAUUUUUAUAAUCUAAAUUUAAUUACCUGGCAUUAUGUGCAGUUGCUAAUUAAUAGCUUUAAGAAAAUAAUGAUGAAAAUUGAUUUGAAUGUUGCUGUUAACUUGUAUUUUGCAUGCAUUCUCAUUUAAAAGUUGUCUUAGGCAGUCAAAAUAUUUACUGAAAACCUUCAUAGAAGAAAUAACAAAAUUUUUAUUGCAUUCUCAUGAUUAUUCAUUGAGAGAUUAUAUUACUGAUAUAAUUAUUUCCUGAGGAAAAUACAUUUUGAUACUAAUUUAAAACAUUUUAUCCAGUUCUGUCUUUCAGUUAAACCCAAAAUAGUUUUUUUUAAAAAUCAGUGUACUUAAAUUAAGGAAGCUAUUGCAAUUCGGUCUGAGUUUUUUUGUCUCUAAAGGCGUUUUGUUGGACAGAGCAAUCCAUUGCAAUAUGUGAGAAAUUUAAUUUGGGUAGAGACUUUCUUGUGAGGAUGUUACAUUCUUAUUUAUUUGUCCAUAUUACACAAAUUAACCUAAAUCACAAGAUAUAAUUCAUGAAAUAGCUUUGUAGAUGGGUUAUAUAGGAAGGUGUAGGUGAUUCAAUCCCUCAAACCUGUUCAGCCAUUCAAUGAGAUCAUGGCUGAUCUGUGGCCUAACUCCAUGUCACCUGCCUUUUUCUGAUAUUGAUUAAUAUCUCUUUGCUAUCUUUCUGCUUCACAGAAAAAAGAUCUCAGAUUUAAAAUGAAUAAUUAACAACUGAUCAAGCAUGGUUGGAUAGGAUGGACGGAGAGAUUUGGCUGAGUCUGUUAACUACUUAAACAAUUUCAGAGUAUUUACCCAUGUGUUAAUAUCAAUUAACGAAGUUCCACCUUGCACCACUUGCUUGUGAUGAGAUAAGUUGUUGGGAUGUGAGUAGCUGAAGUAUUUCUGUAUGUGUCAUUUGGCAAUUGAAGCUAAGGGAAACUCUGAUCCAUCAGUCAUUGGGUGGAUCGAUCUGUGGAUUUCUCAACAAUCGAUGUCUGGUAUAUUCAAUAAAGAAUCAAAAUGGUAUAGAUUGCUAUAACAUGUGAAUAUGACAGAUUAAUGUGCAAUGCUAUAGAAUGGAUUGAAUGCAGUUUAAAAUCUACUGUAAAUGUAUAUAAUGAACCAUUAAUUUUAGCACCAUGCUUGUGGGGAGCAUCAAAUGAAGACCAAACACCAUCUCAUGACAAAGGAAAGCAAUUGUCAGGAAGAGUCCCCAUGAGUUUACAUGGCACUGGUGAUCAAUCACAGAAUGGAAUAGGCAGAAACUUGUCUCUGGAAUUCUGUGUUCCGUCCUUAAAAAAUAAAACCCGUUUUAUUGUUGUUACUGGUGAGAUCAGUGCCACUCUGGUCAUUUUGAAUUUGAUACACAGGUCUGACUUGCAACUCCACUUCAGAGAGGCUUUGCAUUCCAAGCAUGUUGGGAGAUGACUGGAGUCUGAUUAUAGGACAGAAGAAGUUAGGGUGGCAAGUUUUCAUUUAUAAAUAACAUGCAAGAACAUUGUGAAAUGCAUGCUUUUUUGUAUUUGAAGACUGUUUUUUAAUUUGAAUUCACAUUCUCAUAUGGUCAUCAGGGAAUCUGAUCCCAUUACAGAUUAGGGUAGAUAUGAAUUCAAUAACAUGACCACCACACUCCCAUAUCCUUAAUGAUACUAGGUACUUAAACUAGAAAGAACUGUAAGGAACGGCAGAUGUAGUCAUCAAUCUUCCACUUCAAUCUAGGUUAAUUAAAAUUC